Molecule: messenger RNA, 306 nt
Organism: Miscanthus lutarioriparius
Lineage: Eukaryota; Viridiplantae; Streptophyta; Magnoliopsida; Poales; Poaceae
Source: the annotation of a GenBank genome assembly
AUGGCAUCUCUGGAGAUUCGACUUUGGCUGACAUGCUCCUCGGCUUUUCUCAUGUGCGUAUGCGUUGGCGAGGAGCAAGGAGAUGACAGUGAGGAGAAGAGCAAGGAUGGGGAGGAGCUGUGCAGCGGAAAGAAUCACUGUCUUCUCGUCAGGUACCCACGGCCAAGCACUAGUGUCAACCCGACAAGAGCUGCAGCGGCACAACCUACACAAGCUCACGAAGGUACUAAGCACAAGGAGUGCUCAAGCAUGCAACAUCCUAGAUACUUGUCUGCUGAUGAGCUCUACCGAGUACCUAUGAAUUAG